AUGGGAUCGGCUUUAGAUUUCUUGCUAACUCGCGCAUCUAAAACCCAUCUAAUCAUCCAUAGCAUCGUAAAAUCCAAUAAAACUGUCAGCCGUGUCAAGAUACAUCUGCAAUGUAUCGGUAAUUUGUUGUCAAUAGAAACCCUAAACCUUAGUGCAUACUCUAUAUCUCAAAAAUAUCCGCGGGGAUUGAGGAAUUUAAAUAUCGCGAAAUCAGCCUUGUAA
Messenger RNA from Morchella importuna, 222 nucleotides. RefSeq lists its product as uncharacterized. NCBI's taxonomy places the organism in Eukaryota, Fungi, Ascomycota, Pezizomycetes, Pezizales, Morchellaceae. The record is from RefSeq and is a predicted model, not a curated record. The coding region runs from base 1 to 222 and encodes 73 amino acids. The transcript has 2 exons.